AUGGCUCCCCAAGUCGUCCCGCCCACCUCCGACUUCGACUGGAGCAAGCUCGCAUUUGACCUCUAUCCGACUGCUGGCUACGUCAAGUACGUGAACAAGGAUGGGCAGUGGGGAGCAGCGGAAUGGGUUGAGGAGCCUUAUGUCAAGCUGCACGUCGGCUCGGUCGCGCUGAACUACGGUGCCUCUUGCUUCGAGGGUUUGAAGGCGUUCCGGCACGAGGACGGCCAGGUCAAGCUCUUCCGGCCGCAGGAGAAUGCCGCUCGCAUGAACUACUCGGCAGCCGCCAUCUCGAUGCCCGAGGUCCCAGAGGAGAUGUUCCUCGAGGCGUGCCACAAGGCUGUCGCGAAGAACCUUCACCUCGUCCCGCCCCAUGCUCCUCACGGCAGCGCCGGCUCGAUGUACCUGCGGCCCCUGUACUUUGCCAGCGGCGCCCAGCUCGCCCUCGUCGCCCCCAGCGAGUUCACCUUCAUCGUCUACGUCACUCAGACCGGCAGUCUCUACGGCUCCGCAGGCGGCAAGGCUCCCGCUGUCGACGCCUUCGUCAUCGAGGACUUUGAUCGCGCCGCUCCUCAGGGAACUGGCACAUACAAGCUCGCUGGCAACUACGGUCCCGUUCUCCGCCACAUGGCGCAGGCGAAGAAGAACGGCUACCCUAUCACUCUCCACCUCGACUCGAAGACCCGCACUUUCGUUGACGAGUUCUCUACGUCGAACUUUGCCGCCUUCAAGAAGGCUUCUUCCCCCGACUCUACCCCGACUCUCGUCGUUCCGAAGAGCGAGUCGAUUCUCCGCUCGGUCACGACCAAGUCCUUGAUGGACAUCGCGAAGUCGUUCGGCUGGAACAUUGAGCACCGCCCUCUCAAAUUCCAGGAGGUCGUCGACGGCACGCUCGAGGAGGUCUUUGCUUGCGGAACCGCUGCGGCCAUUACACCCGUUCGAUCGAUCACCUACACCGCUCCUGGCGGCGCGCUGCAGAAGGUCAGCCUCGGAGACGGCCAGAACGCAGGGCCGAACACUCUCAAGCUUCUUGCCGAGCUCACCGGUAUCCAGGCGGGCAACCGGGAAGACAAGUUUGGCUGGACUUGGCCUGCUGAGGGUGUCGAUGCUUCGAAGGCUUGA
Molecule: messenger RNA, 1119 nt
Organism: Rhodotorula toruloides NP11
Lineage: Eukaryota; Fungi; Basidiomycota; Microbotryomycetes; Sporidiobolales; Sporidiobolaceae
Product: branched-chain amino acid aminotransferase
Exons: 7
Coding region: 1-1119 (372 amino acids)
Biological process (GO): branched-chain amino acid metabolic process
Molecular function (GO): branched-chain-amino-acid:2-oxoglutarate transaminase activity
Source: RefSeq, a predicted model, not a curated record